Messenger RNA from Filobasidium floriforme, 769 nucleotides. RefSeq lists its product as uncharacterized. Bases 82 to 543 code for a protein of 153 amino acids. Lineage: Eukaryota; Fungi; Basidiomycota; Tremellomycetes; Filobasidiales; Filobasidiaceae. The transcript is spliced from 3 exons. The record is from RefSeq and is a predicted model, not a curated record.
CGUUUACUCACCGACUUUUCCUCCAAAUCCACCCAUUAACAAACCAGACUUUGACUUGCAACACACACUCCACACAUCACCAUGGCUCUCAAACGAAACGCUCCUCUCCUCUUGGCCGCUACCGUCGGUGUCGCCGGAGGUCUCUACGCUUUCAACCAACCCCUGAAACAAUACACGGAGGACCAAAAGACUCACGACUCGGUCCGUCGUUCGAGCGACAACCAGCCUCAACCGGGAGCUGCCAAGGGCGGAGCCUCCCCCGUCCCGCCUCUCCACACCGGUGGAUCUACAGCUUCUUCGGCCAGCGCACCUACCAUCGCCGGAGCGUCUGCCGAGUCUAGGCGAAGCGGUUCGGUCGACCACGAGGCCCCGAUGAGGUCGAAGAGCGACGCCAAGCAGCAGGACGGGACUCAGGGAGGUGGGAUGGGCGUCAAGGAGAUGAGGGAGAGGAAGAUGGCCGGACAAGGGUUGCCUAGUCCUCAGGGUGGCGAUACCAAAGCUCAAGCCAAGCCCGCCCAACCGGGAUACUCGGACCCCCAGUGAUCCCCCUCACUUUCUCUUCCUCUUACCCAUCUGCACUGUGCGCGUGUAUAACUGCAUCGAGAAUGACGACAAGAAAAGGACCGCAAGAUGGUUGGUGAAAAACGAGACGAAAACACCCUCCGCGCCAAUCAAGCGCUUUUGGCAACGAGAGGGGCAAGUUUUAGAGAAAUGUAAUGACGAAAAAGUAAUGGAAACCUAUCGACAACUCGUAACAUGAACCUGUGUG